This is a messenger RNA of Vitis riparia (riverbank grape), 1596 nucleotides long. RefSeq names its product 26S proteasome non-ATPase regulatory subunit 10. The transcript has 6 exons. NCBI's taxonomy places the organism in Eukaryota, Viridiplantae, Streptophyta, Magnoliopsida, Vitales, Vitaceae. The coding region runs from base 248 to 979 and encodes 243 amino acids. The record is from RefSeq and is a predicted model, not a curated record. Gene Ontology annotation, molecular function: protein binding.
AAGGUACACCCCAAGGGAGUGGCACCUGAGAACACCGGUUGGAUUGGCUGCGCCAAGCUCUGCUAGCUAAUGCAUUUUGUGUUCUCAGGUCACCCCUUUGGGGCACCAUGUUUACGUGUUUAGUGUCUUCUCUCCUAAGUCCGUCAUAUUAUGCUAUAUCAGGCAGAGAAACGAACUGUAGCAAAUCCGGAUUCCGACUUGAAAAACCCUAUACCCUACUAACUGCUAAGUGUGGAGGCCGCUCACCAUGGAUAUGGAAAUUGAUCCUACAGAACCAGAAGCCCAGAUCAAGGACGAAGAUCUGUUCAGAGCCGCCGAUUCAGGCGAUUCUUCGGUUUUCAGAGCUCUCUCUCCUCAGCAGCUUCUGAGAGCUCUCUCGCUUAGGAACGAAGAUGGCCGAUCCCUCCUUCACGUCGCCACCUCUUUGGGUCACUUGGAGGUGGUGAAGAUGUUAUCGGAAGCUGAUCCAUCAGUAAGUGGAAUAAACAGCGUUGAUGAAGAAGGUUGGGCGCCACUCCACUCUGCUGCAAGCAGUGGGCAUACAGAAAUUGUGGAGAUUUUGAUUAGCAGAGGGGCUGAUGUUAAUUUGAAAAAUGAUGGAGGUCGCACUGCUCUUCACUAUGCUGCCAGCAAAGGAUGGUUGAAAAUUGCUGAAUUUCUGAUUUUACACAAUGCAAAGCUUAAUGCCAAGGAUAAGAUCGGUUGCACCCCAUUGCAUCGAGCAGCAAGCACAGGGAACUCAGCAAUGUGUGAAUUCUUAAUUGAGGAAGGAGCAGAAGUUGAUGCUAUUGAUAAAGCUGGUCAAACUCCUCUUAUGAAUGCAGUAAUAUGCCAAAACAAAGAGGUGGCUCUCCUUCUGAUAAGACAUGGUGCAGAUGUGGAUGUAGAAGACAAGGAAGGAUACACUGUACUUGGACGAGCUUCAGAUGAUUUUAGACCAAUACUGGUAGAUGCUGCCAAGGCCAUGCUUGAAGGAUGAGCAAUACUUUGAAGUAGUAACAUAUGGAUUUGUGGAGGAGAACUAACCUGCUAGGGUGUGCUUUGUUCAUGAACUACAGAGGGAACUCAGAGGUAAGUGAUCGAGCUGCAUGUCAUAAACCAACUUAUUAUAAAGCCAAAUGGGGAAAAAUAUGUAGACAUGCAACUCUUAUUAUUUAAAUUUUUUGACAAUGCAAAGUAAACACGAGUUCCUCCAAUUUAAUUAUCUGUUUCAGAUUUUAAAUUUCUAUACCCUUGAACAUUGCUCUACAGUUUUGAGUUCAUUCCAUCAAGAGAGUUGAAAGGUGUUUGAGACAUUUAGAUUCAACUAACCAAAAAAUACCAGAAGAACAAGAACCUCAAUUUUGGCUACUUAUAUCUAGUCACUGGUAAUCAGGAAGUCUCAGCUUAGUUUUAUGCCUUCAUGGAUAGCAGCAGCUUCUUUGGGUAUAGGUUUUUUGUGCCUAUAUGUUGGAUGCAGGCAGCAGUGCUCCUCCUUGAAGACAUUUCCUUCCUGCACUUCCACAACCUUUAUUCUAUUCCUCUUUUGUGACCACUUAACAUCUAUUCAGUAGCUCCAUACUUGGCAUAAAUUUCAUAAAAGAGUUGAAAUUUUUA